GUUACCUACUUUGCAAAUAUGGCGUAGAGUUGUACAAAAUGCAGUGGGAGAUAUUUGUUAAAACUUGUCAAUUCUGAAAUUUAAUAAAAAGACAUGUAUCUAGCAUAAGACACUUUCAAUCGACCAUAGUGUGCUAGACCGAGUAUUAAUAGUGAAAUGUGAAUUUUACGAAAUAUACCUACUGUGUGGACCCCGCUUUACAUCUUGAAGUCUCAGUAAAGGCACAAGAUUUCUCUACUCACUAAAAGCAAGCAGGUUGUGUAAUAUUUUAACGUCCUUUCCGAAAUAUAAACAGACAGCAAAAUGGGAAAACAAAAUAGUAAAUUAAAACCAGAGGUUUUGGAAGAUCUGAAGCAGAAUACAGAGUUCUCAGAUGCUGAGAUACAAGAAUGGUACAAAGGCUUCCUAAAAGAUUGCCCCAGUGGACAUUUGUCUGUAGAAGAAUUUAAGAAAAUAUACGGGAACUUUUUCCCAUAUGGCGACGCUAGUAAGUUCGCGGAGCACGUGUUCCGGACAUUUGAUGCUAACGGAGAUGGCACGAUAGACUUUCGGGAGUUCCUGUGUGCGCUGAGCGUGACGUCACGCGGCAAGCUGGAACAGAAACUCAAGUGGGCAUUCUCCAUGUACGACCUCGAUGGCAACGGGUACAUCUCCCGGCAGGAGAUGCUCGAGAUUGUCACUGCAAUUUACAAAAUGGUGGGGUCUGUUAUGAAGAUGCCCGAGGACGAGUCGACGCCAGAGAAGCGGACCGACAAAAUAUUCCGACAAAUGGACAGAAACAAAGACGGGAAACUUUCCCUCGAGGAGUUCAUAGAGGGCGCCAAGAGCGACCCGUCCAUCGUACGGCUGCUGCAGUGCGACCCGCAAUCACAGUGAUACCUUAAAUAUUAAUCUUAGUACUCAAUGAGUACCACUCAGUUUAUCCACACUUAUAUAAAACUGUUGUAAAAUAUCACCCUUAUUACAAUGCUUGUAAGAGCUAGUGCGCGUCGUAAAGCGUUGGUUACACAUUAAAUCAGUUUGUUGUCCUGUUGCUUGGCUGUUCUCUCCUCUCACUGUUAUUAUGGAUUUCAAAUAUAAUAUUAUAAUAUUAGAGAUUGUUAAAAAUAUUAAUAGAUUUAUACUCUGUGAUUCUUGUUCACACAACUACAAAGACAAACGAAGACCCGAUGUUGAGAGAUUACAAAUUGGGAUAUUGAGGAAGCAUACUUAUGACAGAGUACCUUACUAUCCCGCCAUGGUUGUGACAAGAAAUUUACAGAAAGUACGACUUAUUAAAUGAGAUAUGUAUUUACAAAAGCAGAGUAGAACAUUAGUACAAAAAUUAGAGUAAACGUUGAAAUAAAUUAUACUAUUUAUAUAGCAUCUGUUCAAGAGAAGAGAUGCUGGUAGUUAUGAACAAAUCGAAGGAACGCAGCAAUAAUUCCAAAGAUAGUAGCAUAUAUUACGGUAAGAUAGGUCUAUGAAGAAAUCACGAAUAUUUUAUAUGAUGUAGUAGGAUAACGAUCUAUUUACAAAGUCAGUAAUUAAUGAGGCAAGGCAACGUCACGACCACUCUAAAAGACAGUAAAUAUAUUGGUUGACCUUGAAGGUUUCAUAUUUCUAUUGCUACAACAACCAAACAGCAGGACAAGUUAUGUGCGACUGUAAUGUGUAUAGUGUUCAAAGAUUUUUCCCUAUAAUACUAGUUAGGUUAAUACACAUUAUCUGCCCACAAACGUUUUGCGGCUUUUUCGUAUAAGCGGGCUCGCGAGGGACUACUAAUGUCGGGCACUUCACGUUCGAUGACCGAACGGAGAACUUGCGGCGACACCUCGAUGAAGCUACUUGCAUAGCAUACCUAGCGCUUCCUCUCCAUUACCUCAAAUAUAUUUGCAGUACUAUUGAUGCUAACUGUAUCCAGUCAUUGUAUUUAUACAACAUGGAUACACUAAAAUGACAAAAUAUCGUUACAAACGAUAUUGAAAUAAAAUUGACGUAUAUCGUAAAUCGCAUCACUAUAUCUCACUUGCCCGCUUAUAUCGCGUAUAAAUUUUAUCCAAGUAUCUCCCUAUAUUAUCGAAAAUAAUUUAUUAUAUCUACAAAUAUUGAAUGUUGCAACAAUCACUACGUGGGUGUAAUAUGAAAUUUUCGGAGUUUAUUAAAUCUUAAUGAUUCAAUUUAACUUUAAUGCCACAAUUGACUUUAUAUUUGAAAUUAAUGUCUUUAAAUACAUCUGGUAAACAAUAUUCUAAAGUCUUUUUUGACAGAGAAUGUACCUAUAACCGUAUCUAGUUGAAAUAUGAUGUAGAUAACUGAUGUUUGUUAAAAAUAAUUUGACGUUCUUGAGUCAAACCUUGAGGAUAUAAUGCGGGAGUAGCUGGUUACGCGCAGGGUACAGGAAACACAGUAUUUAAUGUUUAAAUUUGUAUAAGUUAAACGCUGUUGUAAUUGCGCAUCAAUGACAUUGAUUAUUUAGAUCAAAUUAGUUUGAGUUGAGCGCGAAUGUGGCCUUAGGACAGGAUACAAAGCUCUGUACCGCUGCACGUAUGCAGCUACGUCGCAUAGCGUUUGGCAGUAAGGUUGUAUGGCUGUCUUCUCACUGCUAGCGCAUACGAUGACGCUUAACUUGGCCUGAUAACUUGUGAAGAAUGAUAGUCAGUUGCUGAUCUGAGAAUAUAUACUACGAUCACAAAUUAAACGUUAAACACAAAAGGUCUUCUAUGCAAUAUCUGUAGCUUGACAUCUUGUCUUUGUAGGGAGCAAUGAAGUGGUGGCCUACCGAGUAUGUUUUCUCAUAUCUGCACCUGUUUGUGCAGAUACAAUGCAUGCCUUAAUAUAUUCUAAAUCUAAUAAUUUUAUUUUAUAGUGAGCAACUAUGCUAGCAUUGAAAAGACAGCGUUUUAUAGCACAAUUUUAGGAAGACAUUUACGCAACAAUCGACACAGACAAGUACGAUAAUAUACAGUUAUUAUUAAUUUAUAUUGUAAUGAAUAUUCAUGCUGGUUUAUUCGCGUAGCUGAUAUUAUUAAGGUUUAGUUUUAAUGAAUGAAGAAAUAUGAAAAUUCAUAACUAUUGUCCCGAGUCAGCCUAAGUAUUAUUAUUAUUCAAUUAUUAUGAAGCAAAAUGAAGUGUAGAUAAAGAUCUUUCUUAUUCGCAUUUUCUGUUUAAAGGCAACGGCAGGGGCAUUUGUGUCACUUUCAUGUAACUUAGUAAGUGGACCGUCCACGCUGUCGUUGCAUGAAAUUGAGAUAAAUAAGCAAUCGAUAAAUUUCAAAGUUUGUAGCAACCAUAAUGUUUACAUUAAAAUAUAGGAAAUAUUGUAUUCUGUUCAAGAGGAAUCUAUUGAUGAAGGUAUUGUGGCAAGACUGCUAUUACUUGUUAUGAUAUAUAGUAGAUAUAUAUUAGAGGCUCCGCCCCCGUUAGCUGCGGUCUUUCUACGAAAGCCCAGAACCAAAAGCUCGGUGACGCUUCGACUGAAAAAACUAAUUCGUUUGCGCAGUCAGAGCAUCUGCAGACGAACGCUCCGCCGCUGCGAUACCGCCUUUAUGUUAAAUGUUGUAUAAAGUAUAUAAAUGUAGAAGUUAAAGAGAAUAUUGAGAAUAGACUUGUCUAAAGCAAUAUACCAGACUGAAUAUACAAAUGGAUGACAUGUCCAAACAAAUUUCGUCGUGGAUAAAUUGCGCAACACUGUUGUCAUCAUUCUAAUUACAAGUAAAAGCAAUAUAGUCCUCUAAGAUAAGGUUUAUGUUUGCAGAUAGUGUGCGCAAUUUAUUUAUUCGUCCAGUGCUUCAGGCAAGCCGUCAUACCAUGAUACGCCGAUGUACCUGCACCGUGCGGGUACCCCUGCUGAAUGUGAAACCUCGUCUUCCAGACAAACGAAUCGUUGUCGUGUCAAAUCUCAGCGGUGGCGCAGUUCGUCUGGAACAUGCCCAAUAUUAACGCAUUAUUGGUAUACACUUAUUCGUAGUUAUGGACUCUGUAAUUUUAUAAUAGGAAUACAUAUUCAAAUAAAUAUUAAAGUUAUUUAAAGUAUUUACCACACAUCACAAAUGUUAUUAUGAAUUAUAAUGUUAUGCAAGCGCUAACCUAAGGAAUGUGGCUUAGAUUAGCGCUUGUUCUCUGCCCCUGUAUCACACUAGUUGAGUUAAUGAUUUUACAAUGUAUGCAAUUUUGUUCUUAAUGGUCUAUGUAGUUCUUAUAACAACGGUCGAUGUUUGCUUGAAUAUCUCGAGGCUUUAGAUGGCCAUAAUCUCAGUUUGAAUAUCAGUGGUUAUACAGUAUUGUUUAUAAUUAUAGCGGCAGUGUGCGUCGUGUGUUUUGUUAUAAUAACUACAUACAUAUAGUAAGCCACACAAUACACGAUGUAUGUAAUGUAUUUUUCUUUUAUAUAAUUAGAUUUUUGCAAUGUAUCGCCAUUUAACUAACGCAUAUGUUUGGCUGUAGUAUUAUUUGUUUUACUAAACACAACUAACACUUACUUUUACACGCUUGUUUAUUAUUUAUUUAGAAAGCUUUACAUAGUUGUAUGACGGAUCAAUUCUCAUUUUAUAUAUUAUAUAACGCAACUUUAUUUGACCGACAUGUUUUUUUGCUUGUCUAGCUAGCUAGUUUAUUGAACGGAAUAUCGAAUCAAAUGCACAAUUAUUUUGUUUUCGCACAAUAACAGCAUAAUGUACGUAUCAAUAUAUAAUUGUUAUUAAUGUGUAUUUAUUGUGGAAUUGAUGACAUAUUGGAACCUUUUGAGUGUUCGUGUGUUCGUACCUUUUCACAUGAAUAUAUUCACCAACUCGCCAGUGCUUAUGAUGUAUUAUAACAUAUUUUAUAUUAUACAAUAUAUUAUAGUAUUUACUGUUUGUCGUUCAACACUUAGAGUUUAUGUUAUAUCGCGUGAAAUGUACCAUGUUGACUUACACUACACAGAUUACAUGUUAUAUCCUAAAGUCUUCUAAUGUUAUAUGAAACAGUGUCUGAAACUUUACAAAUAUUAUAAUGUCGUGUACUUUUUAUAUUCUCAGUAAGUUUACAUAUCUGUUAUAUAAAAUCGAUGUUCAAUUAAGUGUCGUAGUGUAAAAGAUCCGUAAAAUAUAUCGAACCUGGACAAAUAAAAGAAAAUAAUAUUUUUAAUAUAUAAUUUUUUGAUUGUGUACAGAUUAUUAGGUGUUCGGUCGAAUUUUAUAUCUGUGUCAUUUUUGGUAAUAAGAUAAUUAAAUUCUAAACAUGAACGGUAUGUACAUCAUCCUGAAUGAAGCCUUUUAUUCUAAGUGUUUAAAAUGGAAUUAACGUUGUAUUUUGAAUUAGAAUUUAGCAAAUAGAUGUUUAUAAGAGUUAUUUAUAAUAUUCCUUACUUCUCUACUCAGACACCAGACGUUUCUAUGCAUUUCUCGUUUUCUCUAUAUACUUCCUGACUGUGCAGUUGAUUCUAUAAUCAGUUUCAUAUUUCGGUCUGAAUUUGCUUUAAACAUACACGAUGAGGUGAUUUGCUAAACAUCAACAAAAACCUUAAAAUUGGCACAAUGGUUGUUUUAGACAGGAUAUGAAAGAGCGAUGGUAAGCCUUGCUCUCUAAAAAUUAGACAAUGACAUGAUUGUAUUGACAAGUAUGGACGCUAUGUGUUGGACACAACCUUGUAAUAUGUGAGCAAAUCACCUGAUACAAAUUACCUUAGGUAGAUAGGUUGUAUACCCAAUAUUAGAUAGGAUUCAGUUCAAUGCGCUAUAUGCCCCGCGUCCUAGUCAUUAUAGCUGAUUUUCUGAAUUCCGCUGACGAUUGUUUUAUGGUCUUCCAGUAUUUUAAGCAGUAGACGACUGAACUACGUAACGUAGUUAUACUUGAAUUUUAUUAAAAGUCAUUUAGUUCAGGUUUUAUUCCUGAUAGUUCACAACAUACCUUAGUCGAUUUAGCACCGCUCUAGUUUAUUGCUAGCAUUAAAUGGGUGCUAAUUUAUACAUACAUUACGAUCUAGAAUGCUUUGAACAUUUUUAGUUUACUUUAGCGGCGCUAUAGCGGGUUUUAUGUAUUAUAAAAUUACAAUUUCUUCCCUAACAUCUAAUUACGUAUGUUUUGCUCUUCCUCAAAUAUGCUUGUCGCCUUUUUGAGUUGUUCACACUAUGAUAUAUAUCACUUGUAAUCUAUGGUGCAUAAAAUGUCCUCUGAGAUAAAAGGAUUGUUAUGAUAUGUGUAGCGAUAGUUUAUGUGUGAGACGUACUCAACUGAAAGAUCUGGUGUUUGAAAUAUUCGGUACAAGUCGAGCUGUCGUGCCGACUUUGUUCGAAUAACCGACGGCUUUUGCACGAUUUUGUCAACUUUUCGCUUUUUGAUCGAGUUUGGCUAAAAGUUUACUCCACUAAUACUAUCCAUUGCACAGAUUAUCAAGUGAUGGGUAAGAGAGGGUUAUGAGUGCAGACAAGUGUCGAAAGUACGUACAAGUGUUGGUAUUCUCAUGGUAGGUACAAAGCUUAACAUAAUAUCAUUAUCUUGCACUAAACUAAAGCUACAAGUCUAAAUAUUUUACUUUUUGUGUAAGUAUCAAUAAACUAAUACCUACUGUGUUUAGAAUAUGAAGUUAUUAUUUAAUACGUAAAGAUGUAUUGUAACUUAGAGAUUAUAAUAUUAUCUAAACCCAGGGUGCUAUUGACUCGAGAAGGGUGUGUUGGGGGCCGGCGAUUCUCACAAUCAUGUCUGGCAAACAUUCUAAAACCCAAUUGACAUGAUAUCACCAAACCAUAUUUCAAAUUAUUGACAGUAUUGUUAUAGAGCCCCAUUGACAAAAUUGAGGCAUUGUCUCAUUGCUAAAGUGAGUAAAAAACAGAUCGAGCCGCGCCCAGCCCGCCGACACCCCGCACGGGACCUUUCGUGCAAACAGCUCUCGAAAUGCUGCAAGGACCAAUAUGUACAAGAGAGGUAGUACCUAAGUCGUAACUGAAGGUACCUUGACAGUCGGCAUUUACUCCGACAUCUAAUUAGUUGGUGUCUUACCACUGACUACGUAAUUGUUGUGCAUUACAUAUCAAAUCGCUUGAAACAGCAUGUUCUCAGUGUUGGAUAUUCACACACUUUGAGUAGAUACACAUGUCGGCUUCUUGAGCAAUCCCAGUGUAUGAUCGGCAUUUAAGAUAAUCACAUACAUGUUUGAUUCACUAAUAGCACCCUGCUCUCUGGCGUCUGUACACAGUUCAACGGAAUGUUGAGUACAACGUCAACUUUACUAUGAAUAUUUGGCUCUAACGCAAACGUUGCUUGUAAACUUAAAGAAUACAUUUUGUCUUGGCAAUUCAUUGUUCUGUGUAGUCAAUUUGUGAUUCCUUACAUCAUUUUCUUUACAAUUGACCUUCUAGUUCUGAUACUCUGUUUUAGAUUAAAAUUAUUAUAUCUAUUUAUUAAAUCUUUCUCCUCUCAA
This is a messenger RNA of Spodoptera frugiperda (fall armyworm), 7378 nucleotides long. It is a transcript of the gene Nca, whose product is annotated as neurocalcin homolog. Gene Ontology annotation, molecular function: calcium ion binding. The transcript is spliced from 6 exons. The record is from RefSeq and is a predicted model, not a curated record. Bases 304 to 876 code for a protein of 190 amino acids. NCBI's taxonomy places the organism in Eukaryota, Metazoa, Arthropoda, Insecta, Lepidoptera, Noctuidae.